UCAUGCAAGUCAAUGUCAUGAACUUCUCAACACGUCAUAUAAUGCCCAUUUAAUUUCCGAUUAUUUAAAUGAAAUUAAGAAGCUGCCAUUGUUUGUCAGAUAUUAAUAUUUUAUUACUCCACACUCUUGAGUCUGAGAACGUCAAUUGUUGUAAAGUAAUUUAAACUCAAGAAAUGGUGGAUACAACUUUGAAGGGCAAGUGGGAGGAUUAAGAAGCUAAUUAAGUCCGGAUUAAUUAGCAGACUCAAGAGAUGACUAGUACUACUCUUGAUGAUCAGCUCCUGCUUUUGGAAGAUGCACUUCUUCAGGAGGAGAAUUGUAAACUAACUACUGGAGAUGGCGCACAAGAUUUUCAAGGGAGGCCUGUUUUCAAGAGUAAAACUGGAAAUUGGAGAGCCUGCUUUUUUAUUCUUGGUAAUGAGGUCUGUGAACGUCUUGCCUUCUAUGGUGUUAAUACAAACCUUGUUAGUUAUCUCACCAGAAAAUUACAUGAAGGAAAUGUCUCCGCUGCAAGAAUGGUCUCUAUCUGGUCAGGCACAUGUUACAUAACACCUCUUAUUGGAGCUUUCUUGGCUGAUGCAUAUUGGGGCAAAUAUUGGACUAUUGCUGUUUUCUCCAUUAUUCAUUUCCUCGGAAUGUCUACACUGACCCUAUCUGCAUCAGUUCCGACGUUCAAGCCUGCUGAAUGUGAGGGUUCCAUUUGCCCUUCAGCUACCCCGUCACAAUAUGCAAUAUUAUUCACAGGGCUUUAUUUAGUUUCACUAGGAAUGGGAGGGAUUAAGCCAUGUAUUUCCUCGUUUGGUGCUGAUCAGUUUGAUGAUACUGACCCUUACGAGAGGGUAGAGAAGGCGUCUUUUUUCAAUUGGUUUUAUUUUUCUAUCAGCAUUGGUUGCCUUUUAGCGAGUACUCUUAUUGUUUGGAUACAAGAAAAUGUUGGAUGGGGAAUAGGGUUUGGGAUUCCUGCCUUAUUCAUGGUUGUUUCUAUUGUAUUUUUCUUUUGUGGAACUCCCCUCUACCGGUUUCAAAGACCUGGAGGAAGUCCGUUAACGAGGAUAUGCCAAGUUGUAGUUGCAUCAAUGGUGAAGUUCAAAUUGGAAGUUCCACAGGAUACUAGUCUUCUUUAUGAGACUUCAGACAUACAUUCAGCAAUUGAAGGAAGUCGAAAGCUAGAGCACACUGAAGAAAUGAAGUUCCUGGAUAAAGCAGCUGUUUUGUCAGCCACUGAGAUGAAAACUGAGGAUUUCUCCAAUAGUUGGAGAUUAUGUACAGUGACACAGGUCGAAGAACUAAAGGUAUUAAUCCGUAUGAUCCCUAUCUGGGCAACUGCAAUUAUCUUUUCGUCUGUCUACGAACAAAUGUCAACCACAUUCAUCGAGCAAGGAAUGGUGAUGGACAGAAGAAUAGGUUCCUUUACAAUCCCAGCAGCCUCCUUAUCAACUUUCAGUAUAAUCAGCAUCAUAUUUUGGGUCCCUUUCUAUGAUAAGAUUCUUGUGCCUAUAGCUAGGAAGUUUUCAGGCAAACCAAAGGGUUUCACCGAGUUGCAAAGAAUGGGUAUCGGUCAAGUCAUCUCCAUUUUGUGCAUGUUAGCUGCUGGUAUGGUAGAGAUCAGACGGUUGGCAGCCCCACAACGUAGUAGUAGCAGCAUUUUCUGGCAAAUCCCUCAAUACUUCCUGAUGGGGGCUGCAGAGAUAUUCUUUUACAUAGGGAAGAUGGAGUUCUUUUAUGAUGAAUCACCUGAUGCUAUGAGAAGUUUGUGUACUGCAUUCUCGCUAUUAACAUCUUCGUUGGGAAGUUACUUGAACUCGCUAGUGUUAACGAUUGUGACAGCCAUUACAACUGCCGGGGGAAGACCGGGAUGGAUACCGGAUAAUCUAGACAACGGUCAACUUUAUAAUUAUUUCUUUCUGUGGGCUGUUCUCAGCUUGUUGAACCUGUUGGUGUACAUCCUUUGUGCCAUGAGGUAUAAACAGAAGAAGGCUUCAUAGGGAUAUAUUCUGCAUAAGUAGUAUUCACUUUAUUGUAAAUUUGUGAUGCUCAAAUUCUCAGCAAAGUUUUUAUGUGAAUCAAUCAAACUGUGUCAUUUUUCA
This is a messenger RNA of Spinacia oleracea (spinach), 2087 nucleotides long. Its product is annotated as protein NRT1/ PTR FAMILY 8.3. Gene Ontology annotation, molecular function: transmembrane transporter activity. The transcript has 5 exons. Gene Ontology annotation, cellular component: membrane. Bases 252 to 1985 code for a protein of 577 amino acids. Lineage: Eukaryota; Viridiplantae; Streptophyta; Magnoliopsida; Caryophyllales; Amaranthaceae. Gene Ontology annotation, biological process: transmembrane transport; oligopeptide transport. The record is from RefSeq and is a predicted model, not a curated record.